AUGUCAUUCACCGAAGAAUACCCGUCUGACUCUUAUCAGUCAGAAGAUACGUCUUCUUACGUUAACCACCAGCAAAGAUCGUUAAAAAUACUUGCUAUCGGUGCCGUAUACGAGGAUACAAUAUUGUAUGUAGACAAGUUCCCGCCCGAGGACGGCAAACAGAGAGCGCAAAGAGUGGAGAAACGAAGAGGUGGAAAUGCAGGAAAUACGUUGACCGUAUUAUCACAGUUUCCGCAUUUUCGACCUUAUUUCAUAGCUUCCAUGGCUUCAAGGGAGGCAUCAAACAUAGAGGAAUUAACUUUAGAGGAAUUCGGAGAUAAAUUUGAUGAACUGUGUGAUGUCGAAACAAUGUCAUCUCUAAUGGGCGAUGUGCCGUUUCAUUGGAUUCAUUUUGAAGGAAGAAAUGUUGAAGAAACAGCAAAGAUGAUGGACUAUGUUGGCACGAAAUCUUGGAGAUCACGAGCAGUAAUCAGCGUAGAACUGGAGAAACCACAUAGGCAGGGUUUAGAACAAUUAAUGCGUAGGGCGGACGUGAUAUUUUUCUCGAAAGUGUUUGCUGAGGGCAAAGGGUAUGAUCAUCCGGGAGAUUUUUUGACUGUUAUGGGUCCCGCUUGUAAAAGCACAGCCUACUUAUUUUGCACUUGGGGCGAUGCCGGAGCAUCCUGCUUUCAUAAUCCGACUCAAAAAUUAUACACGGCUCCGGCUAUUCCCAUUACAAGCGUCGUGGACACGGUUGGUGCUGGUGACACCUUUAUUGCCGGAGUCAUAUAUGGUCUUUCUCUGGGCGUGUCUCCCGAAAAUGUUCUUCGUUUCGCAUGUGAACUAGCCGGACAUAAAUGUGCACAGAUUGAGGAAAUUAGGGGAGAGACGAAGAGGCGUCAGCGGCGUCAGAGACAGUAUCAAGAAGAAGACGAAAAUGUUGCAAUUGAGUCUGAUAAAGUGAGGAAUGCUGAGAAUGGGAGAGAAGUAGUGGACGUGAAGAGGAAAGGAAGAAAGCACAACGUUGGGGUGUACGACGAUAGUAGUAGGGAUAAAGAUUAUAAAGAAGGCAUUUCUCGUUAUCCUCAUAACGCGCCCAGGCUUUCAUCAAAAAGGUGGUCACUUAAAUCUUUCAUUCGUCGCAAUUCCAAUUCCUCGUUAUCCGAGAAAAUAUUUCAAAAAUGGCUUCCGUUCAGAGACAAAGAGUCUAUCAAAUCAGAAUCAUCCUUUCGCCGGCGCGCCGAUAAGGGCAAAAGUCGGGCGAAAGACGUGCCUAGCAAUCCAGAAUCACGGAAUUCGAGUGACAUGAAUGGAAUGGACGAUUAUCCCGCCCACAGAAAGAGUUUUCAGGAUGUGGCUCGUGUAUACGAUGGUGGUGGAGAAUACCAGAGUGAAGAAGAUAGUUUUGAGAGCUGUGCAGAGGAUGAACGUGGUUACAUGUCCGCUAAUGAAACUAGUUACGAGAACACCGAAAUAUAA
Messenger RNA from Paraglomus brasilianum, 1458 nucleotides. The record is from the annotation of a GenBank genome assembly. Lineage: Eukaryota; Fungi; Glomeromycota; Glomeromycetes; Paraglomerales; Paraglomeraceae.